This is a messenger RNA of Leptidea sinapis, 1618 nucleotides long. Its product is annotated as zinc finger protein OZF-like. NCBI's taxonomy places the organism in Eukaryota, Metazoa, Arthropoda, Insecta, Lepidoptera, Pieridae. The record is from RefSeq and is a predicted model, not a curated record. Gene Ontology annotation, cellular component: nucleus. The coding region runs from base 53 to 1519 and encodes 488 amino acids. Gene Ontology annotation, biological process: regulation of DNA-templated transcription. Gene Ontology annotation, molecular function: RNA polymerase II cis-regulatory region sequence-specific DNA binding; zinc ion binding; DNA-binding transcription factor activity, RNA polymerase II-specific. The transcript has a single exon.
CAAAAACAACAAAAUAGAAAAUAAGAAAAAAUGUAUCGCCCCGGUUAAAUAAAUGGAUAUCAUAAUGCUAUGCAAAAUCUGUCUUGAGAAAACAGGUAAUAUUUCGAUUCUCAGCAAAGGAGAUGAUGGUAUACAAUACAACAUUAAAUUGAUACGAGUUUUAAAGGUAAAAGAGGAAGAUAUUCUUCCUAGCGUAGUGUGUGAGUCAUGUGUCAGCGAUCUUGAUAUUGCCUAUAGAUUUGUUCAGAAAUACGACGCGUCUGUACAAACGUUAAAAUGUCUGAAUUCAUCAAUACAUCUUUACUCCGACAUACAAUUAAAAAAUGAAGCUAGGUGUGACAUAGAGAACGAAUCAAACGAAUUGAAGAGUGAAGAGUUAAGCGACGACCAUGACUAUCCGAAUGACUUCGACAAUGAUUUGCUAUCUGAGUUUCAAUCAAGGACAAUAUUUGAAAAUAAUGGAGAACCAGUAACACAGACCCAUGAGAGUGUUAGAAAGAAGGUUCGGAAAAGAGAAGGUAAAAAUCGUGUGCAAUGUGUUAUUUGUGGCUUGAUUACAUUAAGUCCUUCCGCUCUCGAGAUUCACAUGAGAAAACACACUGGAGAGCGGCCAUUUUCUUGUGAUUUGUGUCACUCCAGAUAUUCUACAAAGGGUGCUCUUAAGCGUCAUUUAGAAGUAUAUCACUCAGCACACAGAGAGCGUCUAUUCACUUGUGAAACUUGUGGCAAAAGCUUUUUUACAAAAAAUGAUAUCAUCAUACAUAUCCGCAUUCACACAGAUGAAAAACCAUUUUCUUGCAAGUAUUGUUUGAAGAAAUUUAAACAGGUUACAUCUAGAAAUAGGCACCAACUCAUCCACACAGGGGAGAAGCCCUAUGAAUGUGGAAUAUGUAAGAAAAGAUUUGCAGACAAACAACUUCUGGCAAAGCAUCAGAGUGUUCACAGCGAUGAAAGAAAAUUUGCUUGUCAGCUGUGUGGUAAGUCUAUGAAAAGUAGAGGGGCGCUGAAAGCUCACAUGCAUCUUCAUACUAAUGAGAACAAGAGUAUUUGUAACAUUUGUGGUUGUACAUACUCCAAUAAAGGCAAUCUAAUGAUACACAUGAAAAGGAAACAUUCCCACAAAUCAGGAGAAUGCACCAUAUGUUCUAAAACAUUUUCUGAUUUGGAAGGGCACAUGCGCAAGCACACUGGAGAGAAACCAUUCACAUGCAAUGUAUGUAACAACUCUUAUGCUUUUCAGAGGAGCUUGACUCAUCAUAUAUUCCACAAACAUCAAAAUGCCCAGAAGUUUAAGUGUUCUGUUGGCGAUUGUAAUAAAAUGUUUCCGACAGCCAGUAUGCUUGAGUUCCAUUUGCUGAAGCAGCACACAAACCAUACCCCAUAUAUAUGCCAGCAUUGUUCUCGAGGAUUCUUCCGCACCAGUGACCUCUCCCGUCAUCUGAGGAUCAGCCACAUGGAUGUGCAGCUCCAGUCACUUAAGUCAAUUAGCAAAGAAAUGAUCUCAGCAUCACAGAGUUAGAUUUAGUAUAAGUUGUAUUUGAGACUGACCUAUAAUAUUAAGAGUUAUUCUAGUCCUUAAAAUAAAGUAACAUAAGAUGUAUUAUGUAUUGUACCAAAA